Molecule: messenger RNA, 456 nt
Organism: Adineta steineri
Lineage: Eukaryota; Metazoa; Rotifera; Eurotatoria; Adinetida; Adinetidae
Source: the annotation of a GenBank genome assembly
AUGAAAUACGAACAGUCGACAACAUCGUCCAGUACGUCUGAUUUUCGUGAAAUUACCGAUGCUUCAUCUUUUGAUGAUACAAAUACUAAUGAGUAUAGUGGAUUAUAUGAUUCAGACAACAGCAUAGUAGGAUCUCAAAAUCAUUUAGAUAAUGAUGUCUCUUCGAUUUCAGAAGGUUCACAAACAAUAAAGUUAUCAUCGGAAUUUUUCAAACUUUAUGCAGCGUACGGUCCACAUCUCUGUUAUGGGCCACUUAAUGACGAUACUGUGCAUGCAUUAUUCCAUAAUAAUUCUAGACCUUUAAUUCUAUUACUACAUAAUGACAAAAGUGUUGCUGCCAAUAUUUUUCGUAAUAAUGUCCUGCGUUCUGAAGUUAUAGUUGAUUAUUUGAUGGAAAACUUUAUUGUAUGGGCAUGGGAUCGGACGUAUAAGCUUAAUCAUGAAAAUGUUCAGUAA